AUGUCUUCUUUAUCAAUUACAUCAUCAUCCACAUCAUCAAUUACAUCUUCGAAUGGAAUACAACAACCACCAUUCAAUCCUUUGGCAAACUUGGAUGAUAAACAAUUGGCAGCUUUAAAGGAACUGAGGAAUAAUUUGAAAGAUAUAACUGAUCCAGAGUCUGUUGCAUUCUGCAAUGAUAUGUGUCUGCUGAGAUACCUGCGCGCCAGAAACUACACGGUGGCCAAGUCGGAGAAGUUGCUGCGCGGCACCAUCGAGUGGAGGAAAAAGUACAGACCACAGGAUAUCAAGCUUGCAGAGAUCUCCGAGAUUGCCCGCACCGGUGCCAUCUACGUCAAUGGCAAGGACCUGAAGGGUCGUCCCAUCAUCAUAGCGCGUCCAAGAAACGACACUCUCAAGAAGGUGCCAGUGGAGCUCAAGUUCAGGAACCUGGUGUACCAGCUCGAGUCGGGCUUCAGACAGAUGGACGAGUCAAAGGGUGUGGAGCAGUUCUGUUUCGUCGUGGACUACCAUGGAUUUUCAAGAAAGAGUUUGGACAUGAAGGCUAACCUGGAAAGCAUGCACCAUCUCCUCGACCACUGUCCAGAGCGCAUGGGUCAGUCACUGUUCCUUGACCCACCCACCAUGUUCUGGGUGGCGUGGAAGGUUAUCUCUCCAUUUUUGAACGAGGUCACCUUGGCCAAGGUAAAGUUCCUGCACUCAAAGAAGAUCAAUGGCAAGCGUGUGUUCCCAGAGCUGGCCAACUACAUUGCACAGGACCAGCUCGAGCUGGACCUGGGCGGCGAGAACCCAAUCACAUUCAACCGUGAUCCAACCAAGUUCCUCGAGUCUCCAUUCAUGUCGUUGUCAUCCAACUCCCUGUCCUCCUUUGCCGAGAAGGAGGAAGAGGUCUCAUCCGAGGAGGAUGAAGAGUCAAUAGCUGCCUUUUCCGAACAGCAACAGAAGUAUGCUGUUCAACCUACACCUAUUGCAUCAUAG
Messenger RNA from Acytostelium subglobosum LB1, 978 nucleotides. RefSeq lists its product as hypothetical. The record is from RefSeq and is a predicted model, not a curated record. Lineage: Eukaryota; Evosea; Eumycetozoa; Acytosteliales; Acytosteliaceae. The transcript has a single exon. Bases 1 to 978 code for a protein of 325 amino acids. Gene Ontology annotation, molecular function: phosphatidylinositol transfer activity.